CGCCUCCCCGUGCCACAGCAGUCAAGAUGAGGACGUGGAACUGCCUGCCUAGAGUGAUGUUCAAUCAAUGGCUAUUUCAAAUCCUGUUAGCGAUUUUAUUAGGUAAUGUCCAUAGAGCGACGGCCUCUCCCGAGCCCGGAAAAUGGGAAAUUACCUUUGACAACACUUCAAGACCGUUGCUGUUGAAGAAAGCCAUGUAUAAAGACACGGACAUACAGUUAAAAGUUGUGGGUGUUGGCUGUCCGGAAAUGGUGACCUUCACCAUUCAGUGGUACUUAAAGUUCUACCCGUGUCAGAAUGAGUUAAGGAAUAUCGAGGAGAUGUAUGAUAGAGUACCUCUGACUCGUGGGAACAGCCUGGACCCCAACCCUCAGCGAGUGGGCGAGUACAUCGAACACAUACACACCGACCUGAUCUGUAACAAGGGCCAGAGCACCUUCGCCAUGCUCAAAAAAGCCAAGGCAGGGCCUCGCAAUCAAGCUCCCCCUGCGAUCAAUGCCUCCCCAGUAUAUGAGAACUACACCAGGUGGCUCACCGAAGAGAUUGUCAAUGUCAACAAAUCUGUGAAGCCCAAGGAUGACGUCAUCGCCAGCACAUGGAAGGACGGACCCUACCUACUGGUGGUCAGCAUCAAAUCCAACAAACCAGACGUCAAAUGGAACCUAACAGUGAACGUCAUCAUGAAAGGAUCCCAUGGCUUUAUAUCGGUCACAGAGUGGCCGCUCAUGAUUUUCUACAUGGUGAUGUGCAUCGCGUACAUCCUGUACGCGCUGCUGUGGUUCGUGUGGGCCGCCUGCUAUUGGAAGGACCUGCUGCGGAUCCAGUUCUGGAUCGCCGGGGUCAUCUUCCUGGGCAUGGUGGAGAAGGCUGUGUUCUGCGCCGAGUACGAGAAUACCAACGCCGUCGGAUCGGCAUCUCAAGGCCUGCUGAUCUUUGCAGAGCUGCUCUCUUCCCUCAAGAGGACUCUGGCUCGCCUGCUGGUCAUCAUCGUGAGCCUGGGCUAUGGCAUCAUCAAGCCCCGCCUGGGGACGGUGAUGCACAGGGUGAUCGGGCUAGGCGUGCUGUACUUUGCCUUCGCUAGCAUCGAAGGAGUGCUCAGGAUCACUGGGGGCAUAGACAGCGGCACAGUAAUCAUAACCCUGAUUAUCCUGGCCGUGUUUGACUCCUGUUUCCUGUGGUUCAUAUUUGUCAGCCUGGCACAAACCAUCAAGACUCUGAAGCUGCGGCGGAACCCCGUGAAGCUGUCCCUCUACAGACACUUCACCAACACGCUCAUCUUCGCCGUCAUAGCUUCCAUUAUUUUCAUGGUGUGGACUACCAAGAAGUUCAGACUGGCAGAGUGUCAGUCGGACUGGAUGGAGCUGUGGGUAGAGGACGCCUUCUGGAGGUUCCUGUUCUCCAUCAUCCUGCUGGUCAUCAUGUUCCUAUGGCGACCAUCCGCCAACAACCAAAGGUACGCCUUCACCCCCCUGAUCGACGACUCAGAAGAUGACGAGGAAGUGGAGUUCCUCGCAUCGACCAACCUCUCGGAGGGGAUAAAGUUGAGAGCGGCCAAGAACGAGACCAACGGCACGGCCAAGCCUGCGCCCGCCACCGCGGAGGAAGACCUGAAGUGGGUGGAGGAUAACAUUCCGAGCUCCCUUACAGACGUGGCUCUGCCAGUGCUGCUGGAUUCCGAUGAGGAGAUCAUGACCACCAAGUACGAGAUGUCCAAGAUGGAGUGAACUUGACACCUUUGCCCCCCACCCCCCCCCCCCCAAACACACACACACACACACACCCCCAAGACCCCACCGCACCAGAAGGAGGUUCCAGCACAAGCGGUGGUCUGACGGGGGGUUCUCUCCGUCCCGUCAAGGGGGCUUUUUCGCGUUCCUUCUCUGUUCUGUUUACCCGCGUUAAUGUGACACAGCACCCUGUGAUUCCUCCUGGUUCUCCCGACGAGCCGACCGGCCCCUCCGGUUAGACUGGGGGGAGACCCGCGCUUCGUCCCAUCCAGGUGGGCUCACCUCACCUGCAGAGAUCACCUGGUUCCCUCUGCGUCGUGGCGUUCAGAGAGCCCAGAGGUGGGCUUCACGGUGAGCCUCUCCUCCGGCGUCGGGGAGACGGUAUCUCUGGGGCGGUCUUAUGUCCGAGACCCUGCGUCUCCCGCCGUCUUCUCUGCUGCGAUAGAUCGCCGCUCUGCCCCAGCAUUUGGAGUGGCAGCGGUCGUGUAUUAACAGAUUAAAUAUUUAUUUAUUUUUUAUUUUUUAUUUUUUUCCGCGUGUGUGAAUUUAUAUCUAAUCUAAGAGCGAGUAGUUGACCACAUGCAUGAUCUCUAGUAAAGGAUUAUAUGUAUUUUUUUGAUUUGUUUGCACAGUUUUAUAUGGCGUCCUGUACAGUAAUGUAUGUGGUCGUAGGGACGGAUGCAGAGAUAAAUUGAAGUGGGUUGUGUACAGUGUUGGAGAUUAAAAUGGAGACGUGUAUGGAAUGGAUCUAGUGAUUUUUUUUUAAGUGCUUUUUUUGUAAUUAAUAUAUUCGCCCACAAACGCUUUAUAUCAAUAAAUUCUAUUGUUUCAUGUUGUUCAGGUUAAAGUAUAUUGCAGUUAACUUGAAAAGGGCUUGUUUGCAGAUUAAGAUGAAUAGAUAAUAAGACUGUCGCAUUAUAGCAAAGCAAAAUGGGGAGUAGCCAAGAUUCCUGAAGUACUCUUUUCAACCGAUAGAGAACAUACAACAUCUAACAGGCUAGUCUUACACACACCUAAAGCGGAGCUUAUGUCAUUGUGGAGGGCUGUUGGGAAUACUCUUUCUUUUAUUUAUUUGUGUUUUCAAGUGUACUUAAUUGUGAGGGCCUUUUUAGUUUGAGUAAUGUUUACUCUAAAUCUAAAUGUAUGUGAAUGUGUGUUCCCCCUUUUGGUGGAUUAUUUGACUCGCGCCGUAAAAUGUAGUAAAUGAUGUCACCUUUUUUUUGAAAAAUACUCUUUUCUUUUCUGGAAAAAAAAUAAUCGCUGUGGUGGAUUCUUAAACGGUGCUCUCCCCGUCAUAUUAGUUCUACGUUUGUGGCGGCCCGAUCCAGCGUCCCCGUCCCCCCGGCUGGCUCCUGGCUCUAUGCAACAGGUCCACGUUAUGGCACAAUGUCGUCACCAUGGUUUUACAAUGUAGUUAUUAAGAUUCCUGUGUUUUCUAUAAAUCUAAAUAUGUGAAGGAAACCUGGAAUAAUCGCGUUCAUGAUGGCAAAGUGCUACUUUCUUCUCCCCCCCUCUCCCUCUGGGUUGAUGUGCAGUCUGCCUUGGACGGGUGAUUAUUUGUACAGAUGGGCUUUGGCUCCAUCCCGCUCUUUCCAAGCUGCACAGGUGGAGAGGUGUUCGCGUUCUGGGACCUUUUUCUUUUCGGGGGGUUCUUGAACUUUACGUGCGGUCGGGGACUCUCCCUUCUCUUCGUUUCUCUCCAGCUCGGACCCUCUCCGCAAACCAAAUUGUGUAAAGAGUCACAGGGGUCCCAUCUCUCUUACGUCUUCAAUAAAAUCUAUAUUUUUCCUUAAAUUCGUGCCCUGUUCUUCUGUGCAAAACGUAUUGCGGGUGAUGCCUUUACAAACACAGAUUCGAAGUGUAAUGCUACAAAAAAAACUGAAAUAAUGAGUGGUGACAAGACAAGAAUGACAAACUAGUCAGCAAACACCGGAAAUAAACUAAACCUAAGAGAAUAUUGCAUGCAGUGCUUUGUGACCACAAUACAAUGUAGUCUCAUGAUCAAACCAAAGAUGAUGUGAAAGCAGCCUGUGAAGUGAUGCGGCUUUAAUGGAAUGAAUUGGAAAAAUGUAGAUCAUGCCUCUGUUCUUUCAUGCGCUCAAUGAGCCGCUCCUUCUGCUCCUUCAGCCUGUGGGCUGAAGUCCAUCCAGGUGACCUUCAACUCGCACUGUUUUAAGUCCAUCGUUCUGAAAUCUGCGUUAAACCAACCAGAUCUGGUAUUUAGGGGCCCAGGAAUGUUGAGCUGCAUUCAAGCAACCCAAUAAACCCAUUCUAUUGACAUUGUCUUAUAUAGCCACUACUACUACAACGAGUGUUAUGAUUUAUUAUGGCCCACCCAGAACGUAAUACAUCUUAAUAACACAACCCUUUGUUUUGCUUCUUUGCUCUCAAAAUGAUGAUUUGGGGCAUGAAUUUCCUCACAUUAAAGGAUCUAUUGGUGACCCCUACCCAAUUUUCUGUUCACUUUUCACACUUGCAUUCCAAACCAACCAAUCCGUCCCACUGUACAAAAUAGGCCUCCAUCUUAUUUUCAUAGGGAUUCACCAGGAGCAGGAGAGGAGGGUAGAGCUUCUAGCGUUUCACUUUGAAAGGGCUCAUGGAUUUAUGCAUGGCUCUCCAGGUAGACAAGGCGAGGCGAUGUUGUUCCAGGACUAUACAGUACAGCUCGUGGCAUGGCAAUGCCCUUGGAAUCCAGAGAAUUUGGAAUGUGGAGGUUUUUCUUUUUUUCCUGAAAAGGUCCUUAUAUAUGUUACCUGAUACCUAUGAAAAUAUGCACCUUUCUGCUGUGAUCUAAGCACUGCAGGGUUCACUA
Messenger RNA from Gadus chalcogrammus (walleye pollock), 4539 nucleotides. It is a transcript of the gene tmem87b, whose product is annotated as transmembrane protein 87B. Gene Ontology annotation, cellular component: membrane; Golgi apparatus. NCBI's taxonomy places the organism in Eukaryota, Metazoa, Chordata, Actinopteri, Gadiformes, Gadidae. Gene Ontology annotation, biological process: retrograde transport, endosome to Golgi. The coding region runs from base 27 to 1724 and encodes 565 amino acids. The transcript is spliced from 19 exons. The record is from RefSeq and is a predicted model, not a curated record.